Messenger RNA from Cucumis sativus (cucumber), 1895 nucleotides. RefSeq names its product alkane hydroxylase MAH1. The coding region runs from base 80 to 1603 and encodes 507 amino acids. The record is from RefSeq and is a predicted model, not a curated record. Gene Ontology annotation, molecular function: iron ion binding; heme binding; monooxygenase activity. The transcript has a single exon. Lineage: Eukaryota; Viridiplantae; Streptophyta; Magnoliopsida; Cucurbitales; Cucurbitaceae.
UAGAUUAUGUACAUAUCCAUCUCCAUAGCCAUCUCCAAAACCAAGUUUGAGUUUGAGUUUGAGAGAGAGAGCUCCAAUAAUGGCUUCCAUGAGCUUUUUAGAAAUCCUUCUCACUUUCAUACCCUUUCUUUCAGUGCUUCUUUUUCUAUCUGUAAAGUGGAAAUAUAAUGAAAUUCCUUGGAAUUUGCCUUUCUUCGGAAUGACUCUCACUAUCCUCCGUAAUUUGCAUAGAAUUCAAGACCAUUUCACUCAUAUUUUACGCCUUUCUUCUUUCACUUUCUUUUUCAAAGGUGCUUGGUUUGCUGAUCUUGACUUCUACUUCACAUCCGACCCUUCAAAUAUCCAUCAUAUCUUGAGCACCAACUUUGAGCGAUACCCCAAAGGCCCUGAUUUCAAGUACAUCUUUGAGAUUUUGGGAGAUGGGAUUUUCAAUUCUGAUUCUGAUGUUUGGAAAAGCCUACGAAAAACUGCUCAUUCCUUGGUCCAUGAUCACAAAUAUGUUCAAUUCGUGGAGAAAAUUACAUUGAAGAAGGUGAAAGCAGGGCUUGUUCCUGUUCUUGAUAGUGUUUGUGAAAAUGGGUCAGUGUUGGAUUUGCAAGAUUUGUUUCAAAGGUUCUCUUUUGACUCAACUUGUAUGUUUGUCACUGGCUUUGAUCUUCAAAGUUUAUCUCUUGAAUUUCCUGAAGUUCCUUUUUCCAAGGCCAUGGAUGAGGCAGAGGAAGUCAUUUUUCUCCGACAUUUUAUCCCUAAGAAAAUAUGGAAAUUUCAGAACAAACUCCAGAUUGGGCCACCCACAAGGCUCAAACAAGCUUGGGAAACCAUAGAUGAAACCAUCGGUAAAUUGAUAGCCUCCAAAAGGGAAAGCUUGCGAAAUCAAAUGAAAGAAGAGGGUGAUGAGCAAAGAGAAGGAGUUGAUUUGAUUACAUCAUAUAUUACAAAUGAUACAAACAAAGAUGAUAAGUUUCUGAGAGACACUGUUCUAAAUUUCAUGAUCGCGGGCAGAGACACUUUGAGUUCAGCUCUCUCUUGGUUUUUCUUUUGUCUUUCGAACAAUCCAACCGUUGUAGAAAAAAUUAGAGAAGAGCUCAAAACAGCAAUUCCAGCCGACGAAUCUCGUGAUCAGUGGCGAAUAUUUUCAAUUGAUGAGUUGAAGAAGCUAGUUUAUUUUCAUGGGGCUUGGUGUGAAGCACUUAGACUAUAUCCACCAGUUCCAUUUCAACACAAGGUAGCUAUGCAACAUGAUACACUCCCAAGUGGUCAUCACAUAAAACCGAAAACAAAGAUUGUGUUUUCAUUAUAUGCAUUGGGAAGAAUGAGUGAAGUAUGGGGGAAAGAUUGCUUGGAGUUUAAGCCAGAGAGAUGGAUUUCAGAAAAGGGAAGUAUCAAACAUGUGCCAUCUUAUAAAUUUUUAGCAUUUAAUGCAGGACCAAGAACUUGUUUGGGGAAAGAAGUAGCUUUUACUGAAAUGAAACUUGUUGCAGCUGCCAUGAUUCAUAACUACAACAUUACUCAACAAAUAGGCCAUAAAGUUGUUCCAAAUCCUUCCAUCAUUCUUCAUAUGAAACAUGGAUUCAAGGUCAAGGUUACAAAGCGAUGGUGUUGAAAAUCAAUUAUCAGAAGGGCAUGGCAAAGAAGCAAGUUUCGGCCAGUUUCUUCCACUCUCAAUUCCAACCACAUCCAAGUAAUUGAGUUUUAAAUAAUUGUUCUUAAUGAAAAAAAAAAAAAAAAAAAAAAAAAGCUAUUAUUUUAAAAAAAUUAGCUAUAACAUUUUCAAAAUAAUAACCACGUGAAGAAAUAAAAAUGGAAAAAGCUUCUAUUUAAUGUGAUGGGUAUCAUAUUGUUAUUGCAAUAGUGGAUGAUAUGUUCUGUUUAGUAAAGCUGUUCUUUGGUUUUAA